Elgaria multicarinata webbii is the source of this 1295-nucleotide messenger RNA. Its product is annotated as neuferricin. The transcript has 4 exons. Bases 1 to 774 code for a protein of 257 amino acids. Gene Ontology annotation, cellular component: membrane; endomembrane system. NCBI's taxonomy places the organism in Eukaryota, Metazoa, Chordata, Lepidosauria, Squamata, Anguidae. The record is from RefSeq and is a predicted model, not a curated record.
AUGCUGCGCGGGGCGCUCGCCGCUUUGGCUCUGGGCUGUGCGGCCGCCUGGUUCUGGAGUUGCGGGUUCGAUCCCCGGCGGUGGCUGUGGCAGGAUCGUGAUGCGGAGCCGGAGCCGGUGCUGAGCGCCGCCCAGCUAGCACGCUACACGGGGGCGGAGGAAAGCGCUGGGCUUUACCUGGCUGUGCUGGGACAGGUCUUUGAUGUGCAACAGGGACGCAGGCAUUAUGGGCCAGGGGGUGCUUACAGCUUCUUCUCAGGGAAGGAUGCCACCAGAGCUUUUGCGACAGGCGACUUCACCCCAGCCGGACUGGUGGAUGAUAUUUCGGGAUUAUCGCCCUCAGAAAUGCUAACCAUCCAGAACUGGCUUUCCUUCUACAAUAAGAACUAUGUGCAUAUUGGCAAAGUGGCCGGGCGAUUCUACCACCCGAACGGGGCACCUACGGAGACUCUGCAUCAGGCCCAAUCGCUCGUCAGAGAAGGGCGGCGGCUGCAGGCCCAGGAGCAGGAGCAAAAGAAGCAAUUUCCGCCUUGCAACACGGAAUGGAGCUCAACCAGAGGGAGCCGGGUCUGGUGUUCCAAGCAGAGCGGGGGAGUGACCAGAGACUGGACCGGUGUCCCCAGGAAGCUGUACGAGCCUGGAUCCAGCCGUAGCCAUUGUGUGUGUGUGAAGACGGAAGGGCUGCUCAGCGACAGGGGAGACUUGGACAACCCCAACCUGCAGGAGUACGAAGGCUGCCACCCACUCGCCGACUGGUGUGCUGUGAAAGAAUAAGCCGGCCUGAGCUCUCCUGCUUACGAGCACCUCUCUCCCCGACGCAUGCGCACACGGCAGAUUGAGACUUUACGAUUCGGCACGAUGUCUGAAAUUGCAAACCAUGAUUUGCGAUCAAGCAGCAAAGUAGAACCUGCAGCUGUGGUUCGAACUAGCUUUGCAAGCCAUGGUUUGGGGAGGCGUCUGAAUGGACAAACCAUGGUUUAUGCUGACGGUCCUGCUGCCGGGAAUCUGACGGUUGAGCAAUUAGGAAAGAAAAGCAGACAAGCAGGUCUAAACUGUUUGUUAGAACCCGAGUUAUGAUUUGAGCAUUCUCUUAAUUCUGCCUUCCUAGUUAGCAAAUUUAACUGCUCGUCUAACCCACAGUGCUUUCUCGUAACUAGAGAGCGACUAAAACUUUUGUAAACCGCCCAGAGAGCUUCGGCUGUGGGGCGGUAUAUAAAUGUAAUAAAUAAAGCUUGGGACCAGGAUACCCGAGAGAACACCUUCUUCCCUACCAACUGCCCAGUCACUGAGGUCAU